Messenger RNA from Pocillopora damicornis (cauliflower coral), 1616 nucleotides. RefSeq names its product melanocyte-stimulating hormone receptor-like. NCBI's taxonomy places the organism in Eukaryota, Metazoa, Cnidaria, Anthozoa, Scleractinia, Pocilloporidae. Gene Ontology annotation, cellular component: membrane. Gene Ontology annotation, biological process: G protein-coupled receptor signaling pathway. The record is from RefSeq and is a predicted model, not a curated record. Gene Ontology annotation, molecular function: G protein-coupled receptor activity.
UUAUCCAUUCCCACGUUAAUGUAAAGGAAAAAAAACAUUCAAGAAAGGAAGUCGUUACUUCAAGACCCAAAUAUCAGGACUUUAUGGAAUAUAAUAUUUUCAUUGAGGUACGACGGCCUUUCAUCAUCCUAUUCAUAAAUUAAUGAGUAUUUUGCUCUUUACAAAUCUAUGAACUUAACUUUUAAAAGGCGACUUAAUUGAAAAUGAAAAUUUUACUGACAAAGCUCUAGUCAAUGAGGCACUUUGUCUAUUUUUUGAUGGAGGCUUGAGCUCUCGAGGAAUCCAGAUGGUCAAUGUUUCCGCUAAAAAAACUAAAGCAGCUUCGUCGAAGAUGUACAACGGAAACUUGAGCACCACUGGGAAUUCAGCUGAUACCAGAGUCAAAUUCCAAGCGAAUGGAUCAUCAUAUGGAAAUAUUGUAGUCGUAAACUGCGUUAUAAACGGGAUCAUGAUACUUGUCUCCAUUCUAGGGAACUGUUUGGUCUCCAUCGCCAUAUGGAAGACAUCAUCACUUCGGUCUCCAUCCACAAUGUUUCUUUUUAGUUUGGCUAUUUCUGAUCUUCUGGUCGGUUUAAUAGUUCAGCCAGUUUACAUCGUCACGUCUCUAAUAGAUGUGUAUUUCCUUCAACUUCUUACAGCCCUUAUGGCGUUUGCUGCUUGUGGGGUAUCGCUUGGCACAAUGGCCGCCAUUAGCUUUGAUCGAUUCUUGGCCCUCCAUUAUCACUUACGAUAUAACGCAUUGAUGACGUCAUUUCGUGCUACAUCUGCGUUAUUGACUAUAUGGAUAACAACUUUCUUUCUAUCGUGCUUGAUAUUUUGGGACUCUGCGAUCUACAUUGCUGUUUUGGCCAUUUUUAUCAUUGCGUAUCUGAUAACCUCGGCUAAUUUUUACGUUAGAAUUUAUCAGAUUGUUCUUAAGCAUCGUUCACAGAUUCAACAUCGAGAACCUGGUAAUCAACAGCUUUCAGUCGGGCAACUCUCUAGUCAGAAAAAGUUGAUCGGAAGCGCUCUGAGCACGUUUGUAUUUUAUAUCUGUACUGUUACUUGUUAUCUACCAAGGUUUAUCUCAUUAACACUUACAGAUACCAACACAUACAAGAAGACAGCUUGGAUCUUGGCGGAUACCCUGAUAUUUUUUAACUCAGCUAUAAAUCCUCUUUUGUAUUGUUGGCGUCUACCUGAUCUCCGUGCUGCAGUUGUUAAAGUAUGGAGGGAAUUUUUCGGCAUGCAAAAUUAAGGGAAAGACACUCAUAACAUUUCUGCUUUGGAUGCAUUCACAAAAUAUUCUUCGUUUUGACUAUUUCAGUCUUCAUAUUUUAUAACAAACAAUAGAAAUUUUCCAUCCCUAAAUAAUGCAACAUAGACUAGGAAGCAAGGGGAGGGUUUGGCAAGGAGGAUAUAACCCCUUAAAACAAUUGUGUGGGGCAAAACCUCUGAGUUUAAGUGCAAAAAAUACCACUCAAGCAUUUUCUUGCCUCAGUGGCAUUCUGUAUAAUUUUGAAAUUUAUGGUUCCACUGGGGUUUUUGGCUCGUACUAACAGUUUGUAAAAUGUCGGAAUUCUUGUAAAAACAGAAUUAGACAAAAAUAAAACAAUAAAAGUAACAUUGUUCAUUGA